Molecule: messenger RNA, 930 nt
Organism: Eucalyptus grandis
Lineage: Eukaryota; Viridiplantae; Streptophyta; Magnoliopsida; Myrtales; Myrtaceae
Product: NADH dehydrogenase [ubiquinone] 1 alpha subcomplex subunit 13-B-like
Exons: 3
Coding region: 166-699 (177 amino acids)
Source: RefSeq, a predicted model, not a curated record
CCAACUCCAACAAUCGCCACCGCACCACCUCGCAGGUCCGGAGCUCCCCGACUCUCUCCUCUCUCUCUCUCUCUCUCUCCUCUCACUGGCCAUUUCAAUAGCAUCAAAAGCAAUUCCUUCGCCAAUCCCUCUGCGAUUCGUAGGGAUACCACACAGGCGGCGAAGAUGACGGAGGCGAUGAUAAGGAAGAAGCCGGGCAUGGUGAGCGUGAAGGACAUGCCCGUCCUUCAAGACGGCCCGCCGCCGGGUGGGUUCGCUCCGGUCCGGUACGCCCGCCGGAUCCCCAACACCGGCCCCAGCGCCACGGCCAUCUUCUUGGCCGCCUUCGGCGCCUUCUCUUGGGGCAUGUACCAGGUCGGCCAGGGCAACAAGAUCCGCAGGGCACUGAAGGAAGAAAAAUAUGCUGCGCGGAGAGCCAUAUUACCUGUGCUGCAAGCUGAAGAGGACGAAAGAUUUGUCAAAGAGUGGAAAAAGUAUCUUGAGUAUGAGGCUGAAGUCAUGAAGGAUGUUCCUGGUUGGAAAGUCGGUGAGAGUGUCUACCACUCUGGGCGGUGGGUGCCCCCAUCAACUGGUGAGCUGCGCCUGAUGUUUGGUGAUCUCGUCGCGUGUGGCCGCUUGUCAGUUGUCAUGAAGUCAUCUGUUCUCCGCAGUGCGACUUUUCUAGUGAUCUGCUUAUUUUGCUGGCUCACAAAUAAAUAAAAAUUUGUCUUGGUACCUUGUACUUGGACCCUGACCAGAGUUGAUCAUCCUAUUCCUUCAUGUUAUUGUCUUUGCGAAAGUUUGAAGGAAAAUCUGAAGCACCUUCCCAUUAGCGUUUUUCUACUUAAUGUUUGGGAGGACCUGACUGUAUCAUUGGUUCUGAUCUUUUGCUCAUAAUGGAGCUGAAACUUUAUGGAGAUUGGACUCUCAGUUGCGGCUCAUUCUAAAGCA